AUGUUUGACCUUCUACCAUUAUGUGUGGUGCUCCUUAUCUUCUUCCUGGUCGGAAGAUGGAUUAUACGGAGUCGGAAACUGGGAGACUUGUCCGGUCGGUAUGUGUUUAUAACCGGCUGUGAUACAGGAUUCGGAAACAUGCUUGCCAAGAGAUUGGAUUCUUUAGGUAUGAAUGUAUUCGCUGGUUGUCUCACACAAAAAGGACAACAAGAUUUAGACAAGGCAACAUCGAAACGUCUCGUUACGAUUGCACUAGACGUUACCAGUGAAGAAAGUAUCCUCAAAGCAUAUAAUGAAGUUAGACAGAAGCUUCCAAAUGGCAAAGGUCUUUGGGGCCUCGUCAACAACGCAGGAAUUGCCGGGAAUGCUUCACCGGUGGAAUGGCAGACCGUCGACAACUACCGGAAAUGCAAUGACGUAAAUCUGUACGGAAUGAUCCACGUCACUACAAUGUUUCUACCAAUAGUGAGAAAGGCUAAAGGUCGUAUAGUUAACAUCACGAGCGUCAUGGGGAGAGUUGCACUCGUAACUGGCCCUUAUGUGGUUUCUAAAUACGGAGCGGAGGGAUUUUGUGAUUGUCUGAGAUACCAGUUAUAUAACUGUGGUGUAACUGUUCACAUUGUCGAGCCUGGAUUCUUCAACACCGGUAUUGUCAACAACGCUAACAUCGAGGCGAGCAUGAAGACGUCUUUCGAAGCACUCGACAAAGAGCAAAAGGAAUUUUAUGGCGAAAACUAUAUUCCUGAAAUGAUGGUGAACGCAAACAAGAGUAUUGGUGCCGCUAUGUCCCCUGAUAUAUACAAAGUGGUGGAUGCCUUUACGCAUGCGCUGAUUGCGGCGUAUCCCCGUACAAGAUACGUCGUUGGAUUAGACGCAAAUGUCGUGUUCCGGUUGAUAUGGAGCCUACCCGAGUGGAUAGGAGACCGACUAGUUGCUGCCUUGGUGAACUAUCCUGUACCCGCGGGAUGUCAAAAGCAUUAA
This is a messenger RNA of Ylistrum balloti, 981 nucleotides long. Its product is annotated as retinol dehydrogenase 16-like. The transcript has 4 exons. Lineage: Eukaryota; Metazoa; Mollusca; Bivalvia; Pectinida; Pectinidae. Bases 1 to 981 code for a protein of 326 amino acids. The record is from RefSeq and is a predicted model, not a curated record.